Molecule: messenger RNA, 2456 nt
Organism: Zootermopsis nevadensis
Lineage: Eukaryota; Metazoa; Arthropoda; Insecta; Blattodea; Termopsidae
Source: RefSeq, a predicted model, not a curated record
GCAUUAGCGUUAAGUAUGCCGUGACAAUGCUGACGUAAUUACGUAUUUUCGGAUUUUGAGAUAACACAGCUGUGUUAAAACAGUGCCUCUUUUAGUUGGGGGUUAAGUUUACGACAUAUAACCUGCUGAGGUUAUACCACAUUGUAAUAUUUCCCUAAAACACUAUACCACAAAAUGACGAUUAUAAAAGCGCUCAGUAUAUUGGUAUCGGAGGCCAUACUAAAUGUUGCGUCUGCGGAUAGAGUCAAGUAGUCGGCUGUUAUGGAAACAAUUAUGAACUUUCAAGCUCCAGAAAAGGCGGGAAAUUCAUGAUUAACCAAGUGACACCAGUUUCUCAAAAGACUCUACUCCUUGAAUUACUUAUGUGAGAAUUGAGAAAGAAUAAAAUGGCUCUAGAUUAAGUCAAACAAAGCCAGUCAUCAGCCCCUAUUCAGGGCCACAUGAAUCCAUAUCACACCCUCACCCUUCUUCCUUAAGACAAAUUUUAAUGCUGGCUCAUUUUUCCUUCAGCUUGCACAGACACAUUCACCUAUUCUUUACUGAAGCUUAAUAGUAAUUUUCCCUUAGGAUUCGGGUGACAUAAAUUUAGGUCUUGCGGUUGGUCAAGCGAUGUACAAUAAUGGAUAAGGUCAGAAAUGAAAAUGAUAUGCACCCAAUGUAGAAUCAGUCAGCUGUUGCUACUAUUCCCAUUUUAUCUCCAAAGACAACUAAACCUCAAUUCAUGACGCAUAAGAAAGCAAGACAUACUGCACCCUUUUAUUUAAAAAUCAAAUUCAUACCUAGUAAAUCGUAAUCCAAGUUUCUUCCUUGCCUUUCUUGAAAACUUUUUUUUAAAGUUCCACACAUUUUCUUCCAAGUUAUGACAUCACGCAGUGUUAUCAGUUGUUACUGAUAUUUCAGAACAGUGGUUCCCUAAUUUUCUGUUUGCACAGCAUGUAGAUGUCAUGGUGUUCCCUGUAGAACACAAUAAAAACUUAAUUUUUUCAGGGCCAAACAGAACUAAACAUUACUGCUGAGUGGUUCACAUUCAGGAGGCCCUAGCUUUGAUUCCCUUAUUAAAUUGUGGAUUAUUUAAUGACAAUGUCAGCAGCUGAGACUAUAUAGCAUCGAAUGACAUCACAAAUUAAUAACAAAUUGAAAAGUACAUGUAAGAUCUCACGGCAUAAUCAAACAUACAAAUCAGAAUUUGCCUGGAGGGACUAUAGAAAACCAUUAAACAUCCUCUAUCAAUAUAGGUUUUUGGCCUUGUAUUUAAAAACCAGACAUCUCUCAAAUAUAAAGCAGGAGUGUGAAAUGCUCAGCUACACUGUUCACUAUUUCAUUCCUGUCAAGGAGGCCAUCAAAAAAAAUUCUGGGAUAAUAAUACUUAAAAUGAACGUCCUUCCACAUCCUUCUUCAUCAAUCAUUCACAGUGAUGUUCACAUUUGAUAAAGUGUUGUUAGAUAAGUUUAGCUGCAUCAGUCAUGUUUAUGUAUGACUAUUCUGCCAAGUGCUUUGUAUCAGCAAGAAAUAACAAAUGUUGAGUGGCAGUUAUAAAACAUUAGAACAUUAAAGUGGAAAUGACAGUGUGCGUGAUGGCAGCCAUGUGGCUCACCAGCACAGCCGUGGUUGCUGGCUUGCUGCUAUCCUGCUCUGCAUGGAACCUCCUUCGUUUAUUCAAGCCAGAUGUAGAUACCAUGGAUGUAAAGAAUGUACAAUUAAUCAACUGUGGAAGUAACAAUGACCCCAUUCAGUUGAAGGAAAUCGAAGUCUCUCACAACAACAGCAGACUUGGCGUGUCUCUCAGAAUCCAGGCUAAAACCAAUAUCACUGAACCCAUCAAGGCUACAUACACUAUUCUGCGCAAAGGUAGUCUUUACUCAAUACCAAUACGAGGAGUCAUCCAGGAUAUUUGCGUGUUUGAUGCCCUGGUUACUCAGCAAUGUACAGCAAAAGUAAACAAGCUCAUAGCCCCAUGCAAGUGUCCUAUUGAGAAGGACCAAUUCUAUCUUUGGAAUCAAGAAUUUUUGAUACUUAUUCCAAAAAAAAAACUCAGAAAACUGCAUGACCUAAACAGAACAUAAAUUAAUUUUAUUUGAAGAAACCUAACAAAAUACACAGUACAGCUAAUUACCACUUACAAUAAUGAUCAAUUAAAGCAAGUACUUCCUCUUUCUCUUAUGACAGUGGAUCAUUUGUUGUCACAUCAAAACCAGUUCUCCAAUUAAAGUAGAUGUAUAAAAUAUAAUUUCUGUAAUUUUACAAACAACCAAUUUUACUUAUAAUUUACUGUUUGUUAUUAAAAAAUCCUGCGGCUAAAACACAGAAGCUUAUAAGAAUCCAAGUAUACAAGCUCAGGUAGCCUUCAUAAACCUGUGUGUGUAUAAAGCCUAAUUAAGUUGAUAUAUCCUUGUAAAUUGUUCUUUGUCUACACAUAACAAUAUACUUCAUAAAUAAAAAUUACACGAAAAUAUUUA